UAUUUAUAAAGCCAUAUAGAAAGUACUAAUGCUGGCCAUAGUCAAAAUUUGUAAGGCAUUGCUUUACAUAAAUAAGGCUUCUUGGGUCAAAGAGGUUGUCUGUGAUUUCUGUCACCCCGAACUAUUGUUGACGUAUUGAUACAGUAAUCAUGCACUCUGAGUGAAUAGGUUAUAUGCUAUAAUUCAUUAUUGUUAUUCAAAUACUUGGGUAGUUAAGAAUUUCUGAUGAUCUGGCUCACUAUGGAAGAACUUGGAGCCUCCUCAUGUAAGGCAUACUCCAACAGGCACGCCUUUUAAUUCUAAUCCAGGACCAGUGGCCCUGAACUUUCUCUAUUUCAUGCACUUAACCCUCCCUCCAGGGUGACUUUGAUAGUGCCUUCUGGUGGAAUUCUGAUCUCUGUGUGUGUCCCUGGGUCCUCCUCCCCAGGAAUAAGACUUCUCACUCUUCGGAGUGAUUCUGUGUGACUCUUCUGGUGAUGCCCCUUCCUGUCCUGGGUGGCUUGGAACCCUCCUCCUUUUGAAAUCCAGUCCAAAUCCUCACCUUCUUUGCGAGUCAGAUCUCUUCCUUCUCUGUGUGACACUGGAUACUACUCCAUUUGCAUUUUGGCAAAGAGCUGCUGAGUUUAGGUCAUAGAUGGAAUGUGACAGUCCAUGUCAUCUGUGAAGAGGAAAGACUAACCUGAAAGAUCCAGAGAGGGUUCACUAAACUUUGCUCUACAACAGACUAAAUUGGGCAGAGACAAGAGACAGGUACAGUGAAGCGACAAGGAAAGGUGGCAGAUUCACAGGGAGAAAUUUCAAGUCAGCACAGAGAUUGUAUGUCAACAGAACGAGGUCCGGUCUGCCUAGUAGCUGACAUGUCAGGGCUCCACAAGUGGGUGUUUCUGGUUCUGUCUGCCACUCAGUUCAUUCUAGGGAUGCUGGGGAAUGGUUUCAUAGUGUUGGUCAGUGGCAGCAGUUGGUUUAAGAAUAAGGCAAUCUCUUUGUCUGACUUCAUCAUCGCUAACCUGGCUCUCUCCAGGAUCGUUCUGCUGUGGAUUCUCUUGGUUGAUGGUGUUUUAAUUGUGUUCUCUUCCAAAGUGCAUGAUGAAGGGAUAAUAAUGCAAAUUAUUGAUAUUUUCUGGACAUUUACAAACCACCUGAGCAUUUGGCUUGCCACCUGUCUCAGUGUCCUCUACUGCCUGAAAAUUGCCAGUUUCUCUCACCCUACAUUCCUCUGGCUCAAGUGGAGAGUUUCCAGGAUGGUCGUACAGAUGAUCUUGGGUGCGCUGGUCUUAUCGUGCACCAGUGCCCUGUCUCUGAUCCAUGAAUUUAAGAUGUAUUCUAUUCUCGGUGGGAUCGAUGGCACAGGGAAUGUGACUGAGCACUUUAGAAAGAAAAGAAAUGAAUAUAAAUUGAUCCAUGUUCUUGGGACUCUGUGGAACCUGCCUCCUCUGAUUGUGUCUCUGGCCUCCUACUUUCUGCUCAUCGUCUCUUUGGGGAGGCACACGCAGCGGAUGGAGCAAAGCGGCACCAGCUCCGGAGAUCCAAGCACUGAGGCCCACAAGAGGGCCAUCAAAAUCAUCCUCUCCUUCCUCUUUCUCUUCCUGCUUUACUUUCUUGCCUUUUUAAUUACAUCAUCCAGUUAUUUCAUACCAGGAACUGAGAUGGUGAAGAUAAUUGGAGAACUCAUUACCAUGUUUUAUCCUGCUAGCCACUCAUUCAUUCUCAUUCUGGGAAACAGCAAGCUGAAGCAUAUGUUUGUGGGGAUGCUGCGGUGUGAGUCUGGUCAUCUGAAGCCUGGAUCCAAAGGACCUGUUUCCCUGUAGAGUGACAGAGGGCACGGGUGGGAGCCCGGGCGUCCUUCGGCCUGGCUCAAGACUACAGGGCUCUUCCUGACCCUCUUGUGGUUCCGGUGCCGUGACGUCAGUAGCAGAGAAACACUACUGCAUUGCCUUGUCCCCUGGGGGACACAUCUCAUGGCUUCUCUUUGUAUGGUUGUUUUGGAAGAGAGUGAAACAGUCUUUGGCAAAUGUCAGUAUAGUAACGCUCUCACGGUGUAGGCAUGUAUUUUAAAUGCUGUCAACAAAAGGAGCUGAUUACUAGCUUUAGCGUAAAGUUUAUCCUGACAGUGAUGAGCUGAUGUAAAUAACAGUGUAAUGAACUUGAGGGAGGGAGCAAAAGCACUGCAGUUCCACAGACUUGGGUUUGCAUUCUGGUUCUGUCCAUUUCCAAGACCUUUGGCCUUAGGCGAGUUACUUAACCUUUCUGUGUGAUCCCCUCUUACCUCAUUUUAAAAUUCAGACUCACCUACAGGCUGCUAGAGAUUCGUGAGGCAAUGCGUGCCAACAUUUUAGAACAGCGUAUCAUGUGAAGCCCUCAGUGGGUGAGGCCGGUUUGGUAACUGACAGUGAAUCGUGCAGCAAGAGCACUUCCUGGAGAGAUAGUUCCCACAGAUCCAUUGCGUGAGGACAAAAGCAGUGGAGCGAGAAUCAAGACCCUUGGAUAUUAGGCUCCAAACCAGUCUGGUGGUGGUCGUUCUACUUCAAUAGUCCUGGUAUUCCUUUAUCAUUUUGCUAUCAUUUCCCUUUAUCAACUGCCGAGUAAUUUUUUAGUUUUUAGAUUGGGCAAAACUCAAAGCAGUUUGUUUUUUUUCCGCACUAACCAAGGUGCAUGUUAGCUUUUAAAACUUGAGACUUUUAUAAAAAAUAACGGAAGCAGGGGCGCCUGGCUGGCUCAGUUGGCUGAGCGUCUGGUCUUCGGCUCAGGUCACGAUCUCACAGCUCGUGU
Messenger RNA from Felis catus (domestic cat), 2769 nucleotides. RefSeq names its product taste 2 receptor member 3 (gene TAS2R3). NCBI's taxonomy places the organism in Eukaryota, Metazoa, Chordata, Mammalia, Carnivora, Felidae. The coding region runs from base 819 to 1808 and encodes 329 amino acids. The record is from RefSeq and is a predicted model, not a curated record. Gene Ontology annotation, biological process: G protein-coupled receptor signaling pathway; sensory perception of taste; detection of chemical stimulus involved in sensory perception of bitter taste. The transcript has a single exon. Gene Ontology annotation, molecular function: G protein-coupled receptor activity; bitter taste receptor activity. Gene Ontology annotation, cellular component: membrane.